Messenger RNA from Pelobates cultripes (western spadefoot toad), 32935 nucleotides. NCBI's taxonomy places the organism in Eukaryota, Metazoa, Chordata, Amphibia, Anura, Pelobatidae. The record is from the annotation of a GenBank genome assembly.
AUGUCAAAUGCUUUAGCAGAUCCUGCUGAACAAGGUGAAUCUUGGCUCAACAAACUUGGCAUUUAUAGGAACAAGCUGACCUUUUUAAAACGUUGGAGAGGCAUGAAAGAAAGCACAAUAGAAGUUAAAAGAGGUAUUGUAAUCUUAUAUAUAUAUAUAUAUAUAUAUAUAUAUAUAUAUAUAUUUAAAUCACUGGCAUGUAUUUGCAAAAUUAAUGUGAGGAUAUUUAUCUCAGAAUGAUGUACAUAAAUGCAAUGAAUUAAAGCAAACAAAAAUAGAUUGCCAACAUGUUCUCUGAAUUGCUUUAACAUCUUGCCUCCCUACAAAGUGAAUGUAUACCUAUGUUAGGGCUCCUUUAUGUCUAUAUUAUGGGUCGGCAACCUGGUCCCUACUGCCCACUAGUGGUCAUUUCAGGAUUCCAUAUGGGCGGUAGGGGGUUCAGCGGCACAACAAGCUGAAUCCUCCUUCCAUCGAGAGAGUGGGCGGGCGCGAGUGCACAAACGCACAUGAAAGUAUCAAUGCUUACAUACGUGCGCGAACUUGUGAGAACAUGAGAAUGCGUGCACGAGAACCAAAGAACGCGUGCAUGCACUCGUAAAUGUGCCAACAUGAGCGAGUGUAACACGUGGGAAGAGGAAGGGGAAGAGUGGGAGCUGAUGCACGAUAGCAGGGACAGGCAGAAGCAAGCAGAGCACUUGUAAAAUAGGAGAAAGAAAAGUUAUAGGCAGGAGAAGGAGAGAAUUGUUGUUCACUAAUAAUAAUAAGUGGGCCAACUAGCUCAGCCUUACUUUUGGACAUUGCCAUAAGAAAGGUAAAAGAAAAGCAUAAAAAAAGGAGAUAAAAAGGAAAAGAUCAAAACAAAUUUAAAAAAGGGAAGAAAAAAAGAAAAAAGGGGUAAAAUAAAGGAGGAGAGAAAGUAGUGUUUAGAGUGGUUCAUGUUUUGGCAAGUUAAGUUUUGUUAUCUUAUAAAAUAAAACCAAGAAAGAAGGAAAAUAAGUAAAGGAAGGAGAAUGAGCGAAUAAAGAGAAAGGGAAAAAGAGACCUCUGAUAUAUUGAUAUAAUAUAAGGAAGGUAAAGAAGAAGAAGGCAGGAAAAGUAGAAAAAAAGGGGGAAUUUCUUGUUAGGAAUUAAAAUUGUAUUUAAAGUUAAAUUCAGACUGAUGCGUAUCUGAACUGAAACCGUAACUUACUAGAAAUUAUCUAAUUAAGCUACUUUAAAUUUACAAAUAAUUGUUUUAUUGGUGCUGGUUAUACCGAUAACUAAACUAGAAUACAAUAACAAAAAUACAAUGCAUAUGAUAUACCUAUAUUGACUAAUGAAAGAAGCAAUUUUUUUUUAUUAUAUUUUUAUAUUUACAUAUUAUUAUAUUUUAUUAUUAUAUAUUAUAUUAUUCUAUUUUGCAAGAUUUCAGUAUACUAUGGUCCUUUCACCAGGCAUGUUUGUUGGAUGAAGCUCAGAAGUAUUCAUUGUAGGUUAACAAGACAGAAAUCCCGUUCUAAGUAAUCAAAAAAAAAAUGAAAUAAGGUCAUUAAAAUGAAACAAACAUACUACCAUCAUAGCAGCAGACAAAGGUGCGGCUAUUGUAUAAGUGGCUACAUUAAGGAAGCACAAAGGCAGCUCUCCAACCCUACCCACUAUAGGGAACUACAGGAGGACAUGUAGAAACAUAAUAAGAAGCCUCCCUUUUGAACAAACCUUCAAUCACUUAUACCAUGCUCCCCAAAAACAAUGUACUUCUAUAUGCUGCCAAAAACAUAAACAAGUCAACUCAAGAAGACAAAUAAAUCUCGGGUUGAAACAUCUCUGGCUGCGUGGGAAACUUUUUUGAAAUCUUUGGUAAGGAGUACAGCCAGCUACCUUCAAGACAACACACCUUAAUAAGCUAUCUGACAUUGGGUCAGUACCAGAUAAAGUGAUUUUGGCAAUCAUGAAUGUAGUAUCAAUCCAAUUACUAUUGAAAUCCUUCUUCUUGGGACUCUGGGACUUACUGGUAUUUCCCAUGUAAGUGGAUUAAUCUCAUAAGAGAAGGCAUUAUGAUGCUAGAUUUGGACCUGCCAAAAAUGGGGUACAAUGACGUUGUGGCAGGCUUAUGCAAUGUAUGAUCAUAUACUGUAACUAAAUCUCCAUUAUUUUAUUUUAUAAACUUCAAAUAGCUGCUUAGUGAAUAAGCCAAUGCGCUGGAUCUUGUAUGUUGUAUGAAUUGACCCCCGCAGCACCCUAUAAUGUAUGCAUGUUUAGGUGAGGGCAGCGUAUUGGUUUCAUAUAUUUAUAUUUGGGAGUUCAGGCCAACUCCUUGGUUAGGCAUCCCUCCCUGUCACAGUUGCCUCAUUCAAAUGCCUUAUUUAACCAUGAUCUAGAGAGAGUCCCAGGAGGAAGGAUUUCCCAAGUAAGUGGAUUAAGCUCAUAAGAGCAGGCAUUAGGAUACUAGAGUGGGACCUUCCAAGAAUGAGCAUAUAUAUAUAUAUUUACUUUACAUGAACACUCUCCCAGCAUUAUCUUACUGUUCUGUCAUAUGCAUCAACACUUUAAAAUGCAUUCCUAUAUGUUUAUUAUAUCAAUAUACGAAGUACUAUGUGUAGACCUAUGCUUUUCCAUACUCUUAUGCAUGUAUGCUUAUAUAUAUUACUGUGCAUUUUUAUUUGUGUAUAUGAGUUCAUGUGCAUGUAUGUAUGUGUUUAUGUAUAUGUACAUGCGUUUAUGCGUUCACAUAGACAUAUUUAUGUGUGUGUGCAUGUAUAAAGUGUACCAUCCUCUGCACUGUCUGCUUGUUUGUUUUUCUUCUCCCUCUCUUCCCCCUCACUCUGCUCUUCAGAAAGAUAUUUAUGACCCUCUGCAAAAAUGGUGUCUAUUUUCUAACAAACUUGUGUCUUAUCUACACUCAUGUCGCUUUAACCCCUGUAUCACAACUCAACCUUGAAUUCUAUGUGCUCAGAAAUGCUUCAGACUUGAGAAAGGGAGGUUCUCCCGAUAGCUUGUCAUUAAAAAAUUCUGUUAGUCCAAUAAAAAAGGUAUUACAAGAUACAAAUUUUAUCUGUUUUUUACAUCUACAUCACUGGACUAAUACGGCUACAAUCUCUACAUAUAUAUAUAUAUUUAUUUAUUUAUUGGCCAUAUUCAUAGCAGCACAAUAAUGGGUUAGCACAUCCUAUACCCAUAUAGGCAAUAACCUAAUUAAAUUAACUGUAUAAGUACCCCCUCCAACCUCCUAGAUCUCCCUUUUUUUUGUACUUGUCCUAUACCCUAUUGGUCAGAGUUUUUGGGACUAAUUUGUGGUUUACCUGAAGGUUGUUACACACUACUCUAAGGGAGUUUAGCCUCUCUUCCUUAGGAAGCUUCAGGAUAUGACCCUGUGCCAAGUUGUCUCCCUGAAGAAACCCCUUUAGUGACCUUGGUCAAUGUGCAGUGAUCCUAGGAAUAGCAAGUAAUAUAAAAUAACCUAGGAUUACCUCCUCCUGCCCGAUUUACCUGUCUGAACUUCACUGGCAAUCUAGCUGUGCCUGCAAUCUAUCCCUGGUGUAUUCUCCUCCUUUUCCCUUCAUUUCAGAAUUUAUUCUGACUUCAUUUGCUAUUUUUUAAGUUUUCUGAUUUCUACUGAAUUCGGGUCGAAUUUCCUUGUAUUGUUUCUGUGGUGUAAGUCUAAAAUCAAAUUCAAAGUUUUUAUAAUCUUCCCACCAUGCAUUCAUUUUUCUGCAUUCGGCCGGUGCCGCUGCACAUGUGCGAACCGAAAAAGGGAUGCAUGACGCAGUGCGCAUGCACAAAAGUCUGUGAAUGUGUAGUAGGUCCAUGGUGGACAUCUUAUACUGACAUCGUUUAUGACAUCACAGAGUCUUUAUAAAGCAUCAAAAACUGAAUUUUAGGGCUUAGAAUUUCUUCUCAGCUGUUCCUGGUGUAUAUUCCAUUGAAUCUUUGCUAUUUUGAAUUUGUUUUCUUAAAUUGACUUUCUUGUAAGUAUUUAAAGCUACAGUCCAUUUAGAGUGAUAUACUCCUUAAAACAUUUUUUCUUUUUUUUCUUUUUGCCUUGGUCCUUUAUUGGAUGUCUUUUUAUCCUUCACGACCUCUAAUAUGGGUUCAGAUUUGUCUAUCUCUGAGAAAAGAGUCAUCAUCUAAGAGUAAUAUGUAAAUCAUGCAUUUAUAUAAUACUUUCCUCUUUCUCAACCUUUGUAUAUAAACAAAAGAGAGCAGUUUACUCAUAUUUCCAUUACGUUAAAGCUCAACAGGGAAGAAAUCUAGAGCCUCCCUGGAAGCAUCUAUGUGAAGCGUGUGAUUCAAAGCUAUAGAAGGGAAGCGUCUCUGUGCAGCUUGCCUGAAAGCAGCGUCUGGUCCUUCUAAUUCCUACCCCUGACAUCAUGGAUUUCAUUAAACAAGUGGUAUUAAGGAAGCCAGUAAGUCAUCCAAUACGUCUAGAUACUAAGAUCCUGUUUGGUCCAAAGAUGAUUCCUCUAAUUCUGAUAUGAAAGUGGAAUCUCUUCAAAAGGCAUUUUCUUCAUAAGAAGUAGUAGAGCCCUCUCCCACCUCACCUCCAGAGUGCGAAGAUCUCUGAACUUGAAGGAUCAGUAAAAGACAAAUCUUUAUCAAGCAAAUAUUCUCCAAUCUUAGAAGGAAUAUAGUCUUCUUUCCUGUACGUGAUACAAAUAAAGAAUUAAUCUUAAAUGAAUGGACAAAGACUAAUAAAAAGCUUUUACCUCAAUGAAGAAUGUCUCAUUCCUUUGAUGCCUCAGGUGCUGCAGCCUGUAAACCUUGUCCCCAAGGUAUCAAGGUUACAACGUGUCAAGGGAAUUUUUUCUGGAGUUUGACAAUGCUCCUCCAAGUCCCAGCUUCCAGAUCAUAAAGUGACCAGGGAACAAAGAAAAAAGGGACGCUCUAAAAGAAUUUAUGGUUACCCUUUAAGCAGAGAAAGUUAUUCCAGGUUCCAAAAGAAGAAUGCACUUUCAGCUUCUGUUCUCACCUUUUCCUGAUCAAAAGAGUGCCUUGAGGUUGGAAACUAAUUCUGGACCUGCACAGACUUAACACGUUUUUGAGAAUCAGGAAAUUCGAAAUGGAAUACCUUCAAUCCAUACUGAAGGUUGUGUUUCCAGGCCUAUGGAUGAUGUCUAUUAACUUGCAGUAUGCAUACUUCCAAAUCACAGUUUCAAGCACUUCCUUUUGGGCUGUAUUGCACAAGUCCUUCCCUUUGGAAGUGCUGCUCCUCAGACAUUCUUCAAAGUGAUUGUCAUCCUGCAGAACUAAGAAAAAAAAACGUAUUGCAAUAUAUCAUUAUCUAGAUGACAGACAACAAAGACUCUUCUGUUACAUGGACAUCUUUGCUAAAACAUAGUUGAAAGCUCAACAUAUCAUAAAGCCAGCUGAUUCAUAACAAAGAAUGACCUGUUUAGGAGCUUUGUUCAAUUCCUUUCAAGGCAAAGUACAUUUUUUACAGGACAGAGGGAGAUGUCUUUAGUCAAAAGAAAUAUUAUCUGUCAGUGUGACAACAUUGAUGUAUGCCAGUCACUGGGGAUGGGAAGCUUGGUGAAUGGAUCAUAUAGCCCCAGACUUCCCAUCAAAUGUCAUAGAACAUCUAGCAGUCUUCAUAGCUCUCAAUACAUUUCACCAUUUACUGUAUCAGAAAUGGGUGAAAGUACGAGUUGACGAUGCUACAGGAGAACAUGUAGAAAAAUAAUAAGAAACCUCCCUUUUGAAAUCACCAAGGAGGAACCAAGAGCCGCAGCUUGAUACAAAUUCUAUGUUGUGGGUUCAAAAGAAUCUCCAGGAACUAGUAGCUGUUCAUCUCCAACACUGUGACAGAUGACCUGAGCAGGGUAAAUAUAGAUCCAGGAGAAUGGUCUGCAUCAAGCAAGGUCUUCCAAGACAUUGUGAACAAAUGAGGUCUACCUCAAGUGAAUCUAAUGGCCAACCACAAGAACAACAAAGUCCCAAUAUACUUCUCCAGGAUUUUUCAUCCUCUAACCAUUGAAAGGGAUGCCCUAUCCUGAAAAUUUGACUUAAUUCUGGGACAUGUUUUUCCUCUUCUAGACCAAUUUUCAUUAAGGAAAAUUCUGCACUCCCUGUAGAUAUAUAUAUAUAUAUAUAUAUAUAUAUAUAUAUAUAUAUAAACACCCUAUGAAAAAAGACAAAGUAUAUAUCACAGUUGAAAGAAAACAGUAUCUAUUUUUAAAAAAUAUGACCAUUUCCAGCAAUCGCUGAAUUUACCAGGGAGGUGUGUACUAUGUCUUUUUUCAUAGGGUAUAUAAACUUAAUCUUACCUUGCAACUGACCAACUGCUGAUUACUAGCUAUAAAUAUUAUUUAUUUUUAAUUUUUCAUGGCAACACAAAACAGUUGCCAUCUGUAUCUGAUAUGCUCUGGCCAUUGCUACGGCAACUGAAUGGAAAGCAAGCUAUGGGGGGCAAUCCCACGCAGAGAGAGCACACUCAAGGUCUUAAAAAGGUUUCGUGCCAUUUUCCAGCAUUCACUGAAUUCACAAAGUACUUUCUCUUUCUUCAUAAAGUAUACAUAGUACACAGAUUAAUUUUUUAGAUACCACCGCACACAUUUAAUGCAAUGAAAUAAUUUAAUAGCCCCACAAACAGAUGCAAUAUAGAAUCUGAGGGUACUUCCCUUGUGCCUCAACAAACAUAUUGUAAAUUAUAAUGUGCGCCAAAUGUAGAGAUGGAGGGCGUUAUGUUGAAGAGACAGGUCAGAAACUGCACAAAAGAAGGAUCCUGCAUCACCAUGCAACUAAUAACAAGAAAUCUGACACUUCUGUGGGCAAACAUUUCAACAACAGAGGCCACAGUCUUCAACAUAUGAAAGUAUCCAUAAAAAAAGUCAAUGUCAAAUCACAGACGUAAAUGUUUAAUGCCCUGGAUUCCUGCUUACAUAUAAGUAAUAACUGUGUUCAGUUUAAACUAACUGUACACCGGGGCCCAAUGGGGGUCAUCUAUGUUUCUUCGGAGAUCUAGGUUAUCAUAAUUGCCCUCAAUAUACAAAAUAUCUGGAGAUAGCAAGAUUGACCAAAAGGAAACGUCGUACAUCUCUGUAAAAUCACUGCAGAGACUGAUCACUUACUCACAAACAAACUGUUUCAUACUAAAGUUAUUUGUGUAUUUGUUUAUUUUUUUCCUGUAAAUCUUGAAUACAUAUGUCUGAAUUUCACCCAUCAAACAUGCCUGAUGAAGGGAUCUUGGAGUCGUAAAAACUUGCAAAAUAUUCCUCUUUCAUUACCCAAUAACAGUAGCACUUAAACAUAUUUUCCAUCUCUUAAAAGGAAAUACAAAUAUGCAUUCCUAAUGUUAUACUGUCCAUGGUACCAUUUAGGUGACUGCCCUCCACCCUCAUAGAAUGGUGCUCUCUCUGUGGCUUUCUUGAAUCUUGAUGAUCUCAGCCAAUUUAAUGUUUUCCCAUUAGGAAGCAAGUGCACAUGCACUAUCUGAAUGAGACCAUCUGACUACAUUUGUUUGAGUGCAGUGCUAAAAUGUACAUGUUUGUGUUCGCUUUUGUAACAGUCAUGUUACUGUGCUGCCACCCACCCCAUGUUUAACCUAUUAAGGUUGAGUUUGAGAAAGAAUACCCCUCUCUGUCUCAUUACAGAUUUUAAGUUUUUGCUGGAAGGUUUGCCUUGAUGUGGCAUUUUAUUGGUCAUUGGAGUGAUACAAAUAAACCAUCAGUUAUUUAAAGGAACACUAUAGGGUCAGGAACAUAAAUGUGUAUUCCUGGCCCUAUAGUGUUAAAAUAGCUAUUUAGCCACUCUUUCCCCUGUUGCCCCCUUAAAUAUAGUUAAAACUCACUUUAUUUCCAGUGUGUUAUUUGUGUUAUUUAAAUUUAGACUUAAGCUGUUCAAUGUGCAGAAAUGAGUUUGACUUGUUUAAUUUACAUAAUUUUCUUUUUUAGAGGUUUGUUUUUUUAGAAAUAUUUUAUUGAGUAUAGUAAUAUUAUAUAAUUAUUGUCAAUGAUUAAUCCAGAUGAGGACCCCUUGCUCAAUAUGCCUAAGAAGUAUCAUGUACAUCUCACUGAUGAGUCCCAAUGAAGGCAGAAACAAUCGUCUGAGGUUGUUGCAUUUCCUUGCAAAAGUAGCCUUCUGGCAUUUUAGAUGUGGGUUGCCCUUGUGGGUGGGAUCACUCUGAUAUGCAAAUUUAAAUAGUUCUCUCUAAAAUAGCACAAGUGAGCUAACAUUUGCAUACGUACUGAGAGGGGCUCAGUUAAGGACAAGCUGUUUGACCUGUUGUCUGUUUUCUUGUUUUUGCCAAACUAUAUAAUUCUAAGAUACACAGCAUGCAUAAAACAGAUCAUGGUGGCAAGGACGAGGUCACUAAAUUAGACAUUGUGGCUUUAUUUUACUGCAGAUCUCCAUAGCUUCACAAGGACUUGCUUGCAGGAAAGCCAAAGACCAACAGGCCUGACUGAAGAUAUGGGAGGUGAAGGACAGGCUUAUAUUCCAUAUAAUCUAGCCAAACUUUAUAUCUUCAAGGUAUACAUUUAAAAUUUACUUGUUAAUAUGUCAUCAUAAUUGGUGUCUAACAUGGUUUGUGAUGCAAUGGAAACCUUGACUGUAAACGUUAUAAAUAUACCAACUGAGUAUGCUUAUCAGGCUCUUUUUUCAAAAAGAAAAAAAUUGUAUUUUACAUAAAUAUGUACGUAACAAUUUAUAAAUGAUUGAUGUAAAGUUGUUUCUACUGUUCAAAUUGAGAUGUUCUUUUAUGAAGAGUCAGCAGACCUAGGAAUUGCAGUUUUAUCACAAAAUAUUAAAUUGUCACUUUUUGAAAUUAGCAAUAAAGUAUAUUCUUAACAAAAUUUAAUUUUCUGAAAGAGACAAACUUUGCAGGAAAAGUUUGUCCAUGUUCUCGCUGCUGAGUGGCUGGGAUGCAUGCUACUGCUGUAACCGUGUCUGUACAGGAUGCUUCAGGAAAGACACACUUCCGUUUUACACUGUCAAUACUGCAUUUAUAAAAUAGUAAACACUUAGCAGUUGAUUCACGAAGUAGAAAAUGUGAGAAUUAAUUAAGGUAACAUAACAUUUAGGGUAAAAUAGCAAAGCUGGAAAAAACAAGUUUAAGAGUUUAUCCAAUUUGGUUAUUUUUGCAACAUAAAAAAUGUAAUGAAUUUGUCCUCUUUAUAGUAAGAGUUUUAAAUGAGAAAAAAAAUACUGGAGUGUAAACUAGAAGUGUGUAUUUGACUUUUAUUUUCGUAUGUUUUUUUUUAAAGGUAGUGGAAGAUAUGCAACGAAUGAAAAUAAAACACAUGGAAGUUGUCAGAGAAAUUGAAGGCAGUGGAAGAUAUAGCCAGGUACAUCUAUCCAUAGUACAUAUAUCAUAUCCUAUUUUUUUUUUCUUCUGCUACCUUUUGUCUUAAUGUACAUUAUCAAUUUAGAUUGUAAGCUGUUGGGAUGUCCUGCAUAGCACUUUUUUUAUAAAGGCACUAUAAAUGUUAAACUUAAAUGGCAGAUUUAUCUACUCCUCUGCACUAUACCUAAAUAUGUCCUAAUUUAAUAUUUUUAGAUAAGCUUUCUUAUAUUUAUUGAACAGUUCCAACUAUACUAUGUGACAAACGAAAAUGCAUUUAUGGAUUUCUAAUCCCAAAAAAACCCACUGAUGGACUAUGUAUUAUAAAAUAUAAUAAAUCCCUGCAGAACAGAAUGCAACUCUCUUUACUGGAGUGUCUUCUUGUGGUGUGGAAAAUAUUGAGGCUGGAUUUGACCACAAUGUCAUAGUGGAUUUUAAUUUUAAAAUUUGCACAUGCAAGAAAGGAAACCACAGGGGAACUGCUGCCAUGAGUAUCCAUCUUCCAUCUCUCAAGGAUAACUUUAACAGAAUCUAGGCCACACUCCUUCCCUAGACAUGGUGUGGGUGAGUGUGGGGGACUAUACCAGGAAACCAGGACCACCAAGACAGACGGAGGGUUUUGUUUUCCACUGUAUUAUUUAACAUGGCCAUUUCACUCUCAAGAAAAAAAAGUGGAGUAAAAUUUUAGGUAGACAAUCAUUUUACACUUAAAAAACAGAUACAAAAAACAUAACAUGAAUCUUAGGUUCUUCACAGUAGUUUUCAAAGGAGACAUUUUCCAUUAUCACAAAUUUUUACCUAUUUAUGCUCUGCCGAUCUAAUGUUGAAACAAUUUUUUUGUGAUCUCUCACUAUGUACAUGUAAUCUAAUAACCACCGUUCAUUUUGCACAGUUUAGUGUGCUUUGUUUUUUUUGAGUUAUUUCAUGGUCAAUUGCAUUGGUUAACAUUGCUGACCAGUUUCUGUUUCCGCCUAAUGAAUAUCAAAAGUGGUAAUUAUAAACCAUACAUACUAUCACCUCAAACAAGAAAGGUUUGAAAAAUUGCGAUUGUUCAUAAUCCAUCUUUAUUAUUUGGGUAGCAUUUUUAUACUCUUUUGCACUAGUUUGUUGUGCAUUCUUUUCUUUUCUUGUAGUUCCAUACUAAAUUUCUUUUCUUGUAGUUCUAAAUAAGUAAACAUAGAAAUUGUACUUUGCUACCCUCCCAAGGUAGAGAGAUAGAUAUUACAAGCCUUUGUUCUUUAUUCGAUACUGUUGCGGGCAUGCUUAUGACUCCCAAGGCCUGUUCUUCAUUUUGUCUUCGGUGCAGGAGUUUUCCUGGACACGUAGGACAGUUUAUGCAGAGGUGUCUUUUUUUACCAUUGUAUAGGCAAAGACCCUCUUUUCUAUGACACUGCUUCUCUGCCUCAGUCAAUUUGUUGAAUCCUAACUGUUCCAUUAUGUCAGGAGUGGAUGUCUCUGGAAGACUAAGCAGCUAACUUGUUUUUUCUGUUUAUUCUUGACUGCUUGGCUCUGCCAUAAUCUGUUUCAGGAUCUUAGGUAAGAGUCCCUGCAUGUGUAAUAUAUACAUGUCUUUUGGAAUUAAAGAAACCAAGACAUAUACAAGGCACUUUAUUAAUAAAACAGGCAAAGUACAAUAGAAAACAUAUAUAAAUCAGCAUAUGUGCGCCCCAGUUCCCAAUUUCAAUAAAUAGUGAGUGGAAAACAUUUGUGGAGGGCCAGAGUUUUAUGUCUGAUUAUAACUCAAAUCAACACUGGGGAGCUUGAGGAGUACUAUGUUCAUUUAGGCCAUGAUGUGACUGUCUUUGUUUCAGCUCAGAAAUGGGAAAUAAUAAAACCAUCAACUGAUUGCCAUUAGUGAGUGGUGAGACAGUUUGUAUUCUGUAGUUUAAUGUUCCAAUAACUGUUAUUAGAGUGCAGAUUUCAACUGAUUUUCCAGCUAAAAUCUAAAGAUUAAAGUCCAUUGUGGCAAAACUUGCCCCCAAUCUUUAUAUUUUGAUACUUUGCUGUUUAUUAUGGUAGGUAAAAUAUUAUUUUAUAUAUAUGAGCACCAUUAAAUGUGAACAGCUGAAACCAUUUUCUUUACUUCUACAGGAACAAGCAAUUGAGAUAUGUAGAGAUCACUAUCGUAAUAAAAUGAAGAUUAUAAGGCUCAAGCUAGAUGCUUAUCAUGAUCUAAUGGACAAAAAAAUCAUCCAGUUUGAAAAUACAAUCAAGGUAAAAUAAAAUUAGUUACAUAAUUACAUAUUUUAUAAAUCCAUACAUGGUUUCAUAUGGUUUCAUAAACUGUUCACCUUCAUGUUUAUGACAAAUCAAAUGUUUUUUUCCUAAAGUCAGAGUUCAAUGUAAAUUUAAAAUUUAAGGCCAGAGACAACUUUUUCCUGCAAAAUUAUACUUUCUGAAUCACUUUUAGAACCUUCUAAAGGAACACAUUGAAACAUAGAAUGUGAUGGCAGAUAAGAACUAUUUGGCCCAUCUAGUAUGCUCAAUUUUCUUAAUACUUUCAUUAGUCUCUUAUAUCUAGGAUUGCCUUAUGCCUAUCUCACGCAUGCUUAAACUCCCUUACUGUCUUAACUGCUACCACUCCAGCUAGAAGGCUAUUCCUUGCAUUCAUUACCCUCUCAGUAAAGUAAUAUUUCCUCUAAUUUAAGACUUUGUCCUCUUGUUGUGGUAGCUUUUCUUCUUUUAAAUAUACUCUCCUCCUUUACUGUGUUGAUUCCCUUUAUAUAUUCAAACACUAUAGCGCUGUUAUAUACAUGAUGAAAUGAUGUCCAAAUCACUGAGUAUGUGACCCUUCUAGUAGUUGUCAGAGUAACAGCCACUAGUGGAAUUUAAACCCAGCAAUGUAACAACAAACAAUGUUAAAACAAGGGUGACACGGCUCACAGACCACUUAAUUGAGAGACAGUGGUCUGGGUGCCUAGAGUGUCUCUCUAAUUAAUAUAAAAACAUAUUAGGGAACAAAAAUAAGUAAGUAUACUUUUUGUCAUACAAACUAAAAUGUAUAUGUUUUUUUUUUCUUCCUAAAAGGAGGAUAUUUUCUCUACGGUGACUCGUAAAUUGAGAAGCACAUUCCAAAAUGUAGACCAACUUUGGAAUUGAAAAUUUUAAAAUUUAAAAUUUUUGAUAUUUUAAACUAAAUGUUGGAACUUAGUUGUCAAGAUGAUAAGUAUUAAUAUGAAGGGGCAAACAUUACAUUCCUGUGUAUAAAGUCUACAGGCUAAGGACACCCUCACAAAUAUCUUCUCUUGCCCUGCAUUUGUGGAAAUUAGUUAUUAAUAAAGUCACAAUUAACAUUAUUAAUAACCUUAUUUAUUAUGACUGGUAGUACAUUACUGACCAAAAACAUUAUAAUCAUAUACUGUAUUCUUGCAGGAUUUGGAAAAGGAAAACAAACAUUUGAUUCAAGAAAAAGAAUCCCUUAAUUUAAGAAUUAAUCAAUUAAAAGAACAAAUGAAGAAUGAAAAGGUACUUUGAUUGUUUUGGAUGCCUUAUUUCACAGAGUUGUGCAAAUACAUUUAUAAUGUAUGCAAUACUUUUACUCUGACAAAUUAUGCUAUAUCAAAAGCACUAAUUAUCACUUUAACAUUUGCAAUAGUGCACUAUAUAUGUGUUUGUGUAUUUUAGGAUGCACUACCUUGUAAUAUUUGAGGUAAGUGUUUCUAGCUUAUAGCCCUCUGCCAUAACUGGGGUGGGUGUAUAUACCACAAAGUUAAGUUUUUUUUAUUGGUUUAGUAAUAUUGUGUAAUGGUGGGAGGUAUUUAGACAUAGGUGGUAGCAGCUGUUUUGACUCAAUAUUUGGAUUUUUGCACUUUUUAAACGCCUGUUGCACAAAUACACACUUAUAUCCAAUGAAUACCAGACAAUGGAAAGGAAAUGCUUCCAUUGGUGAGAGAGAAUAUCACCCACUGAUCUCAACUGGCUACACAUAUGAGAAAAUUGUGACUUAGGAUAUGGGGACAUUUUAUGCUUUGAAAUAAAAACUCUAUAUUUUAAAAAUAAAAAGGCAGACUUUUGCCUGCAGUGCAUAUCCAUUUUGCCUGCAGUGUACCAUAUAGCAAAGGUUGAACUAGAAAUGGGAGCCCUUUUAGUAGGUCUCCAGUUGUAGGAACAACUACAUCAUAUUUAUCAAGUCUCAAAUAUCUGCACACAAUACAUUGUUUACUGGCAGCAUUGCUUCUCGUGUGCAGUGACCCUUUGAUGUUGGAAAGAGAGUAAUAAAACUGCUCAUUAUAAUACGCAUGAAGAGUGGGUCUCAGGCAUAAUUUCCUAGCUGGAGAAUGGGUCAUCAAACCAAUGCCGGGUUACAUCAUUUUUUGACUGUGAUAAAAUAAGUUGUCUAGGCUAGAGUAAGGAUCUUAAUGACAGUACAAUACUGACACCAAGUGGAGAUUUUAGUAAGAGUAUCUGUUUGAAAUAGUGAGCUUACUUUGGUGUACUUUUAUAUAAAUAAUAAUUAUAUAAAUAAUAAACUUUUACUAUAUGCACAUCAUAGAAUACUUUUUCAACAUUUUCAUUUUCAUUAUUAUCGAUUUAUUAUUGUUAAAAUUUAUUAUUUGAAAUGAAUUAUGGCAAAUAUUAAAAAUCUUGAGCUAAUGUCCAUCUAAUAAUCUAAAAUUGUACAGAACUGUAUAGACACCUUAGCAUUCAGGAGAGGAUUGUAAGAAAUUAAUCAGUUUUUGAUCAUUGUACUAGAAAACAGGCUGGAUGUACCCUGCAUGCUUAGUGAUGGCAAGCAAUAUUGCUCUGAAAACACACAACAGCUGGGCAAGUAAGAGGACAAGCUAGACUGAAGACACAUUUAGGAAAAGGACAUGGGCGGGGGAAAUAUUAAUGGAAAGAAACUGGACUAGGGAGCCAUUUAGUUAAAGGAAUUAGACUGGGGAGACAUUUAGGGAAAGGACAUAGAGGCUGUUAAGAUAUUUAGCAAACAUAGAAAGACUUGGAGACAUUUUGGAGAGAGGCACAGUGAAGAGACAUUUAGAAAAAUAAAGUGACACAUAGACUUGUCCAUGUUUUUUUUUUUGGUGCCCCCAAAAAUAUUUGAGUGACUAUUUUGCUUGCUAUUUUGCUAACUUCUCCCCGUCACAAACAUAACACUUCUAAGCACACACAUUUUCGAUGUAAACCACUCCUUUUCUUUGGGCUCCCAAUUUCACCAGGUAACAUGUCACCACUUCCUACAGUGCCAGUUUUGCCCCCAAAAAGCUCAUCAGUGGCAUCUCUGUCCCCAUACAGCUUCCCAGUGCAUUCUUGAUCCCAAAAUAUCUUUGUCCCUAUGUUAUCAGUGCUACCUGGGUGUCCAUAAAGCUUAAUAAUGCAAUUUUUGCGCCCAAAUAGCUAAUCAGUGCCAUCGUUGUCCCAAGAUUGCUAAUCAGUGUCAUUUAUUUUAUCAAACAGUCUACCAUCUUGUCUUCAUAUAGCUUUGCGGCUAGUAGGGAUUUUAUAUGAAGUGUAUGGAAGCUGUCACUGUACAACUUAUGUCACCAUUCUCUUUUGACUCUAUCCCAUCAACAGGGGCGUUGCAAUGUGGACAUAUAUAUAUAUAUAUAUGUAUAUAUAUAUAUAAAAUACAAAAUACAGAAUCCAGCGCUGGAUUCUGUAUUUUGUAUAUUUUGGCCCCAGCAGCACCCUAUAAUGUAUGCAUGUUUAGGUGAGUGCAGCCCUCUUGGUUUUGUUUAUAUAUAAAAUACCAAAUGCUCCUGCACUCACGCUUACACUGCCCUUGGUGUCCGGGUGCUAGCAAUAAAUGGCCAUCCAUCCAUAUUUCCACAUAGGUAACUGCACUCACGGUAAAUAAAAAGUCAAAAUUUAUUGUAAAUGGGUUAAAAAACCAGCGAUCAACGUUUCAGUCCUUUAAGGACUUUCCUCAGGAUCAAAUAAUAUUAUUUGAUCCUGAGGAAAGUCCUUAAAGGACUGAAACGUUGAUCGCUGGUUUUUUAACCCAUUUACAAUAAAUUUUGACUUUUUAUUAACAUGAAGGGGCAAACAUUACAUAAUAUUAUUUGAUCCUGAGGAAAGUCCUUAAAGGACUGAAACGUUGAUCGCUGUUUUUUUAACCCAUUUACAAUAAAUUUUGACUUUUUAUUUGCGUGCAGCUACCUAUGUGGAUAUAUAUGUAUGUAUGUAUGUAUGUAUAUAUUUCCUGGCCAUAUAAAUGGCAGCACAACAUUGGGUAGCUCCUCCCUAUCCCCAAUUGGACAGGAUUAAUAAUUGAAAGGUAUAAGCACCACCUCCUACCCCUCCUUUCCCAGUCUUUUUUUCCUGUCCUAUCCCCAGGAAAUGUUGGUCAUAAGACCAUGUAAAGUUUUCUUUUAUGGCUUACCUGAGGAUUAGUUCCUCUAACCCCUUGGGAGUUCACCCUCUCACCCCUGGGAAGUCUCCAGCAUACGGCCCUGCGCAAAGGUGUCCCCCUUUAGUGACCGGGGGUUUUUCUGUCAACUUGCAGUGACCCUAGGGGUAGCAAGUGUGAUUUAUGUAUCUAUAUAUGGAAUUUACCCUUUAUCCUGGAAAGAGGAAACCCUUGGAAUAUUAAGAGUAAAAGAUGUCAGCAUUACCUGAGAGCCCUCUUGAAGGGGAGUGAUUGCACUAGUCAGAGAGCUGCAGAUUGUUUCACAUCGCAGUGUAACAACGUGGUUUUAGCGUUCGGAUGUUUUGGCGCGCAUGCUAUUUACCAUUAUUUAGACGACAUCCUGAUCGUAGGAGACGACAGGGAUACAUUGGCCUCCCAAGCUAUCACUAGCAUCCAGUUUUUACAAGCACACGGCUGGAAAAUCAACUCCAAGAAGAGUCACAUCCAUCCAACUCAAUCUAUGGUAUACUUAGGGGCCCACUUCAACACGCUGAUGGACACCGUUCAACUUUCUCAGGCAAGGAUUGUGAAGCUCAAAAAGCAACUGAAAAAUAUACUAAUAUCCAGAGUUGUUCCUGCAAAGACGGCAAUGAGUCUGCUCGAAUCUAUGUCUUCCACAAUAGGUCUAGCCAGGUGGGCGCAGUGGAGAAUGAGACCGUUCCAAGCCAAUUUCCUGCUACAAUUUUCCUCCCAGAAUCUUCUCCAACCCAUCAAGAUUCCCCUCUCUAUACGCCAUACUCUGAUCUGGUGGCUGAACAGGAAGCACCUAUCCAAGGGUAACAGUAACGACAGAUGCCAGCCAAUGGGGAUGGGGUGCUCAUUGUCUCCACAACUUUGCACAAGAGGAAUGGGGAUUCACGACAAGCAACGUGCACUCCAAUUUACCAGAGCUCCUGGCAGUUCUCAAGGCUCUGAAACAUUUCUCGGCACAUCUCAGGCAACGGUGGGUAAAGAUAAGAACAGACAACACAACAGUGGUCUCCUAUAUCAACCAGGAGUGGCAAGAUGAUGGAGAUUAUGAAACAUCUGAUGUUAUGGGUCCAAAGAAACCUGGCAGGUCUUACAGCCAUUCACUUACCCGAGGCAUGGAAUCAACUGGCAGAUUACCUCAACAGAUCUAGGAUAGACCCGGGGGAAUGGUGCUUAUCAAACAAGGUGUUCCACGCUAUCAUAAGAAAGUGGGGUCUCCCUCAAGUGGAUCUUCUGGCCACUCGAGACAACAGGAAAGUGAGGAAUUUCUUUACGAAAGAGAACGACCAUCUAUCCCUGGGAAGAGAUGCUCUAUCCAGUCCUUGGAGAUUCAACACGGGAUAUGCAUUCCCUCCAUUUCCACUGAUCUUCCCAAUCCUGAGGAGAAUGAGAACAGAGCAUCUCAUCUUGAUAGCACCCUGUUGGCCUCGAAGACCUUGGUUUCCCCUCCUCCAAAGUCUUUGUGUGGAACCCCCGCUUCGGCUCCCGGACCUACUAUCUCAAGGCCCAGUUUUGCAUCCAGACCCAUCAUCCAUCAAUCUCAUGGCAUGGAAACUGAGAGGGAAGAGCUUACGAGUAAAGGAUACUAUGCUGAAGGCAAGAAAACAUUCCACUUCAGCCACCUACUAUAGAGUGUGGGAUGUUUUCUCCACCUGGGCUAUUGCUAAAAGCAUCGAUGUACAGAAUCCCUCUACCACGGAUAUUCUGGAGUUCCUACAGUCUGGACUUGAUAAGGGCUUAAGUUAUAAUACCUUGAAGGUACACGUCUCAGCAUUAUCCGCCUUAACUAAUCACAGGUGGGCCUUCAAUGCAGAUGUCAUCAGAUUCAUCAAUGACAAUUAAGCCAUUUGUCCCAUCUUGGAAUCUACCUUUAGUUCUCAGUGCUUUGAAAGCAGAGCCUUUUGAACCUUUCGAGUUAAUUCCGCUACAUUUUCUCUCCAUCAAAACGGCUUUGUUAACUGCCUUGGCUUCAGGGAGGAAGGUAUCGGAACUUCAUGCCCUAUCCAUCGAUGAACUCUUCACGGUCUUUCACAAGGACAGAGUCAUUCUUCGUACGGUGCCGGAGUUCAGACCGAAGGUCACCUCCGCUUUCCAUAUCAAGACAUUUUGUUUCCGUCUCUGAUGUCUGAAUUUGAGGAUGAAGAGGGUAAGGCAGACCUCUCUUCAUUAGACCUAGUGAGAUGUCUUCGGAUAUAUAUUGAAAGGACCGCUGCCUGGCGCUCUUCCUAGAGUCUCUUUGUCCUUCAUAGCGGUUGUAAAAAGGGUAUGCAGGCUCUAAAAACAACAAUUAGCAGAUGGAUAGUUGUGGCCAUCAUACAAUCCUAUCAAUCCUCAGAAUGUCCGGUUCCAGAGGGCCUCAAAGCCCAUUCUACUAGAGCCCUCUCAUCCUCUUGGGCAGCCGCAGCCGGAGUCUCUCCUGAGCUCAUUUGUAAGGCAGCAACUUGGUCUUCAACUAAUACGUUCAUCAGGAGUUAUCAGAUUGAUGGCAGAGCAGGACAAUCAGAUCAAUUUGCAAAAUCUGUCCUUUCAGUUAAAAAUAUGUGGUUUUUUUUUCUCCUUAUUUGUAACUUGAUUGUAGUGCUAAUACACUUUGCAUUUAAAAUUUCUGGAGUCGGUGUCUUCUUCCCUCCCUGGGUUAUUGCUUGGGUAUCACCCAAUGUUGUGCUGCCAUGGAUAUGGCCAGGAAAAGGGAAAAUUUAUUCAUACUUACUGUAAUUUUCUUUUUCUGGUCAUAGGCCAUGGCAGCACCCCACUUGGGGAUAUUGGUGGUAACAAGACUGGGGAAGGAGGGGUAGGAGAUGGUACUUAUACCUUUCAAUUAUUAAUCCUGUCCAAUUGGGGAUAGGGAGGAGCUACCCAAUGUUGUGCUGCCAUGGCCUAGGCAUCGGAGCUAUGCUGGAGAUGCAAAACACAGAUAGGCACUAUGCUACACACAUUUUGGGAUUGUCCGGCCCUGGGAGAAUACUAGGACCGGGUGGGGAAAUUUAUCUCUGAUAACAUAAUCUAUAGAAUACCAAAGAAGCCAACCAGCUACCUUCUGCAUAUCAUCCCCGGGCUGAUACACCACCCCAUCCACAAAGUAUUGCUCAUCAUUCUCACGGUAGCUAAGAGCACGACAAUUCCCUCGUUAGAUACUCUCAUACAGAGAUUGAAUACGAUAAGUAUUUAUGAGAGAAUGGUUAGCAAAACACAGGGUUGUAUAGGUAGGUAUGUGAGAGAUUGGGAAUGCUGGACCACAAAUAUUGGAAAGGACAGCAACGCUAACAAUGAGGAAACUGAUAGGAAUAAAUAGCUUAUAGGGCACCACUUUUGUGUGACUUGAAUGUCGAGCCAGACUCUAGGGUUCUAGGGCCAGGGUAUGUGUCACAAGAACUGUUGCAUAAGCGAUAUCAAUGUGAACCUAAUCCCCUCUUUUUUUUUCCUUUCUGUAUUCCCCUCCCUCUAUGUUAUCUUUCUAUGGUUUUCUUAUGUUUUAAUUAAGCUAAUAAGGCUACAAUUACCGGAGGACAACAGCAUAAUACGUUUAAGCAAAGCAUUGUUGUCAAUCUAGGAAAAAUAGUUGUAACUUGUCGUAUAGCAAUUGUUUACUCUGUUAUAUGAAAAUGUUACAGUUGUGAUAUUAUAUGCAUUGAUAACAUUCUCUAAUAAAAAUUAUAUAUGGAAAAAAAAAAAAAUUAACCACGUGCAUAUAGAUAUGGGUCACUUUGUACUGACUUGUUUAGUUAGUUUAAUCAGUUAACAUUAAACAGAUGUUGCAACAGGGACAUUAAUUGGACAAAUGAUGCAUAAAUGCUGCUGUUAUGCUAAUAAUCAGUGCAUCUACAUGAGGACAGAGGCAGUAAGUACUAAAUGAGACGUACAGAGACUUUAAAUUAAAACGUGCAUAUACAGAAUAGCCAGUAUACAGAUAUCCUAUGUCCCCGAUGAUCUUUAGUGUUUCCUGUAGUGCAACUACUUUAAUCAGUAUGUAUAUAACAAUGGUGUAUCUUUGUUAUUCACACAAUGGUAGGUUAGACAAAAUACAACCAAGCUCUUCCUGUAACAAAAUACGAAAAAAACAUCAGUGAUCAAUGUCAAGGGUUUAUCUUUUAAAUGUAAAGUUAGGCGUUGGGAAAUAAGAAUUAUCUAUUAGCCUUAGGUGUUGAGGCUACAGGUUAUGAUUAUUGUCAGUGGUAAUUGUUUAUGGCUGUGUUAAUGUUUUUAAUUACAUCUACACAGUGUAUUUUUAGUUAGGAGCAGAUAUUAGAGUUGAUCUUUAAAGUUAAGAACAGUUUGGGUUUUGCCUUCAGAUUAAAACUAGGUUUAGGCGGCAGUGGUGAAAAUGUUAAAAAAAAAAGUUACUCAGUUCAGCUAUGGAUUAAUAUAGUUCCAUGUAAAAAUAAUAGUAUGAUACAGCCUUGACCUCCCCACACAUACUUUAAAUAGAGAACCAUUCAUUAACCCCUUAAAGACUGAGCCAAAUAUACACGUUGUGAUCAAAAUAAAACGUAAACAAAACCUGGAAUUUGCGCUAUAUGUCUGUCCAACCGUAAUUCACCUCUUUCAUAUUAAAUGCACCCACACUUAUUAUAUAUCAUUUUAUUCAGGGUAAACAGGGCUUUCUUUUAACAUAAACCAUUUAGCUAUGAAACAUAAUUUAAUAUGAAUAAAUUAUAAAACAAAUGGGAGUAAAAAAUAAUUCUUAUUUUGUUGUUCUACGUGACAUUUUAACUGUGAAUGUCAUAAUACUGUUUGCUUUUACUGCAAUAAAAUACACAUAUUUGUAUUCAGCGAUGCCUCAUGUGUAAAACAGGUUUUAUGGUGUUUUGGGAAGUUACAGGGUCAAAUGUAGCAUGUUGCAUUUUUCUGUUUUUUCACAUUGAAAUUCACCAGAUUAGUUACGUUGCCUUUGAGAGUGUAUUUUAGCCCAGGAAUGAUAAUUACCCCCAUGAUCGCAUACCAUUUGCAAUAGUAGACAACCCAAGGUAUUGCAAAUGGGGUAUGUCCAGUCUUUUUUAGUAGCCACUUGGUCACAAACACUAGCCAAAGUUAGCGUUAAUAUUUGUUUGUGUGUGAAAAAUGCAAAAAACUCAUUUGAAAACUCAUUUGAAUUUUGGCCAGUGUUUGUGACUAAGCGGCUACAUCAUUUUCACUGACGAUAUCAUCGUUGUAAUACAUUUUACUCUUUUGAAACACUAAUAUUUUGAAACACUGUCCAGAGUUAGCAUUUAAAUUUUUUUUUGCAUUUUUAACACACAAACAAAUAUAAAUGCUAACUUUGGCCAGUGUUUGUGACUAAGUGGCUACUAAAAAAGACUGGACAUACCCCAUAUUGAAUACCUGGGGGUUGUCUAUUUUAAAAAAAAGUAUGUAGAUGUGAGUUGUGAUUCAGAGAUUUAGGUCAGAUAACAGUUACAAUGUCACUAUUGAUACAUUUUAAAAAUAUAUAUUUUGAAACCGCAAUUUCCUAUUUGUACUUAUAGACUUAUAACUUGCAAAAAAAAGCACAUAAACGCUGGGUGUUUUUAAACUCAGGACAACAUUUGGAAUCUAUUUAGCAGUUUUUUUUAUUAGCUUUUGUAGAUAAGUAAAAGAUUUUUCAAAUAAAAGUUAAAAAACAUGUUUUGUUUUCAAUUUUUUGCCAUAUUUUAUUAUUUUUUUAAAAGUACAUUACAAGAUAUUAUACAAAUAACGGUAUGUAAAGAAAGCCCCCUUUGUCCUGAAAAAAACCAAUAUAUAACACAAACACCACAAAAGUGUUAAAAAAACAGCCCUGGUCCUUAAUAUACAACAUGGCCAAAACAGUCCGGUCCUGAAGGGGUUAAAGAUACUUUAUUUAGUUGUUUUUAUUUUAAAAAACAUUGCUAAACAUUUUACAUACAAUAUAUAAAUAAUAAAGUAUUUCAACAAUGUAUACCAUCAGAUACUGCAGAAUUUAUGUAUCACCAUCAUCUCUGCAUACAUAAUACAAACAUACAAAGAAUACAAAUUUGAGAACAAAUUUUUGUGUAUAAUAGUUUACAGUGUCAUCCUAUUAAACUGUCUCAAUUUUCUGACAUCCCCAAUAGUCCAGUAACCCCCAUUAAAAAAACAAAACAAUUAGAGCUAGAGAUAUAAUGUCAUGCCUAUCAACACUGGUGAGAUAGCUCAGUGGGACAAUGCAUCAUCAGUAGAAUCUGUUCAACCCUCCCGACUGGGUUGACUCAGCCCUUCAUUCUUCUGAGGUAGGUAAAAUGAGUACCAUUAAAUUGGGUAAUAAUAACAACCCCUGGAUGUUGGGCUAAGGUAACAUCCCCAAGACGUACUUGAAAACCAGAGUAAUCUGAAUGUACCUUUCCUGGUUAAAUAUUUUGUUAUUAUUAUAUAAUACAAGCAUAAUCUAUAUUUAAUCACUAAUUCCACCUUGUUUAGCUGGCAGAAUUAAAGCAAAACAUUGAGGCAAUGCCCCUUUCCAUUUCACAUUGCCAUUUUAUUGAUUCUAAUAUCUGUGGCCAUGUGUCUAUAGAUGGCUUUUUCCAAUUUCUGUUCAAAUACAUUUUAAAGGCCAUCAGAGCAUGAAUCAAAAGAUGUUUUCUUUUUCCUUUGGCAAUUUAGGUAAAUUCAAAUGUAGCAAUAGUAAAUUCAAAUGUAGCAAUGCCAUCUCUGGGGACCAUGAUUGUGUCAGAUGUAAUAGGUUAUUAAUUUUCGAUUGUUAUAUUCCCCAGCCGUUUUUAAUGUUAGGGUACAGUCACAAUAUAUGCAUUUCAUCUGCCUUGUCUAAACCACAUCGCCAGCAUUUUUGAGUGUCUGCUAGUGAGAAUUUUGCCAUUUUUUCUUUGGUCAGAUACCACCUGUUCAUGAACUUAAAGUGUGCCUCCAUAAUGUUCAAACAGUGAAUGGAGGAGUACACCGACUGUAACGCACUGUUCCAUUCCUUCAGUUCUAUAUUAACUUGGAGAUAUUUUCCCCAUCUUGCUUUCCCGUCAUUUUAAAUUAUCUCAUUUUAUCUAAAUAUUGGUAUUGUUAGAUUCCUAAAUUUGAAAUUAGCCUGAAGGGAACUUUUAAUUCUAGUAUGGAUAAAAUGUUGUUCAUUCGGAAGUCCAUAUAUUUGUUGAAUUUGUUGAAAAUACAUUAAAUUGGACUUUUUCACAAGAUCAGACAUAUAUGUAAUACCAUGACUUAGCCAGACUCUUAUAUAAAAUUCUUAAAGAUCUUAUUUAUGGUCUUAAGCCACUAAAGGGACGUGGUUAUUGGAAUCAUUCUUAAAAUAUAUAUGAUCUUGGGAAGUAUAAAAGCUUUUACCGUAUUGGCUCUGCCCCACCAAGAUAUCUCUAGCGUGAUCCAUUGUUUUAAAAGAUUAAACGAUUGCUUAUUUCUUUAACCAAAUGAAUUAAAUUACCCUUAACUGUGUUUAAAGGGUUAUAUGGUGUGUAUAUAUAUAUAUAUAUAUAUAUAUAUAUAUAUCCCCCAAAAUAUUUAUAGGCUUUUUUUUCCCAAAUAAAAUCAUAUUUAUCAUCAAGUAACUUGUGAUUUCUGUCAAUAAGGUACAUUGGGAGAGCCACUCUUUUUUGGACAUUCAGUUUAUAAUUGGAGAAAAGGCUGUACUUAUGUAUUUCAGACUUUAAAUCAAAAACAGAGGGGUAGGGAGUGACCAAGUUUAAUAAAGUAUCAUCCGCAUACUGGAUAAUUUUAAGUUCCUUAUAAUUAAUUUCAAAACCUCUUAUUUUCCUCUUUGAUCUAAUCUCAGCAUCAAGGGGCUCCAAUACCAGGAUAUAUAGAAAAGAUGAAAGGGGGCAAUCCUGACGGGUACCAUUUGAAAUAUCGAACCAUUCUGACUUAAUACCUCCACCUACUACUCUGCUUGAAGGUCCUGAAUAAAGCACCAUAAUUGCUGAGAAGAUGUUUCUAGAAAAAACAAUUGCUAUUAGAGUUUCUCUCAUAAAUACCCAGUUUACUCAGUCAAAAGCUUUCUCCCCAUCCAAAGCCAGAGAAAGGAAGGGCGUUUUAGAUGCAUGAAUUUUCUCAUAUAUUUUUAAAAGCUUUCUAAUAUGGUUAGAGGCAGAUCUUCCCGAAAUAAUAUUUUAUAAUAUUUAAGAUAUUGAAGAGCUUCUAUAUGCAAGGAACCUGUAAAAUAAAAUGGAGGCAAUCCUCUGUCUUUCAACAGGUUUUUCAUUUAUUCUAGAGAAUGGAACUCGAAGUGAUUCUGAAAUGUCAGAGCAGCUGAAAGAGCAGAAGCACAACGUAGUACAAUACACAUUCUGGUUUGAGUCUAUUUAAAUAAUAUUAAUAAUAUCACCAUUUAAUAUGACUGUUUAAGCUUUAUGUACAAUAAUAUUUUAGUGAAAUAAAGAUCACGUUCCUUAAUGUAGUGUAUGGUAAAAAAUAUUUUGCUACUGUUUGUGUACAUAAUGUAUUAUCAUUAUUUAAUUAGUAAAUGAUGAUUAUGUGUACAGACUUUUGCUUGAAUUUUUAUACUAAUGCUGUAUUUUAUGUUUCCAGAUUCUAAAAGAGAAUUCAAAAAGUUUAAUUCAGAUGACUGAACAGGAGAGAGGAUACAGUACGUUGGAAAAAGUUAAAAAAUUAAUGCAUGACAAAGAAAAUAAUAUAGCGGAAAUUGUCUGUGAAAAAGCAGAUUUAUAUGUUACCUCUAAGUCAGAAAUUACUCUCUGCAAACUACUCAAAGCUGUUACCGAAAAGGUAUUAUUACUUAAACAGUCAAUCUCAUGUUUCAAGAUUAUUAGCUGGAAAGGCAAACCAACCAAUAACAAUGAAUCUGCACGCUUGACUGAUUUGAGAAAUGUAAAUGCGAUCGAAAAAGGCAUUUGAUGGGGAAACAUGUAUAACAGUGUUUUAAAAUGUGCUAGUUUUCUGUGUUCAUUUACCUAUGUAGUCUUUCAAAUUAUUUUACAGUCUGGUGAUGCAUUCUUACAUUUUCCAGCAGGCAAAGACAGAUAGCAUUGAGUUCUAGUUACUAUAUUACUCAAAUAUCCUUUGUUCUAAUCCUUGUUCAAGUGUCUUGCCUUUCACCUUCCCAUGUUCCACUGAUGUCUCUCCUGGUUGCCUUAUCAUUUACUUGAGUAUAAUUUAUGAACAUUUGUUGCCUUACCUGACCUUUUUGCUCUGGAUACCGAUUCUCAACCUUCACUGCCUGCCAUGAUCGUAGGCUAAAUUUACUUCCUCUGCCUACUGCCUUAUACUUAUUGGUAUCCAUCCCAACCCGUGUUCUGCAGCUCUUUACCCAGGUGUCUACCUCAAACUUUUAUAUUACCAAAAUUCCAUGCUGAAAGGAGUUCACGCUUGUUAAAAGUUUGUUAAGAAAGUUUUGAUGGUCAACAUUGGGCCCAUACAGAUUCAUUAAUGUGUAUAUCUAGUUGUUUACAGUGUAGAGUAGCACACUAUAUCUACAUUUGUGUAGUAAGAAGACUAUGUGUCUAUUAAAAAGUACUGAUACUCCCCUUGCUUCAGCCUUGUAAGUUGCAUGGCAUUGGAAAGGGUAUUUAGCUGUUUGGAGCAAUGGAUGUGAUCCAUGUCUGAAGUGUGUCUCUUAUAGACAGUCUGUAUUGGCUUUGGAAUAUUUAAGUUCCCUAUAUAAUUAAUGUCAUUUAAUACGUAUAUUUAACCCCUGUACAUUGUGUGUUUAUAUUUUAAUAACAAAUCAGAAGAGAGUAUCGCUAUGCCUCCACUUGUGAGAUUCUAUCACCCAAUUCUUGUAAGUCAUUUCAUAUGUCUCCUAUUGACAUAUGCAGUUUGGUCAGUAAUUUGGCCAACAUUCUGCCCAGUAAGUUCUGAAAACUUAUUUUUUUGUGUUAUUUUAUACAAAUUCACUUGCAUUUUUUUUUACCAAAUCUAUUUUCAAAAAACACAACUAAUUAAACAUUUCUAUUGCAGUCCUAUGUAUAAACAUAAUGAGUUUAUUUUGUAAUAAAACCCUUUCUCGCAAUCAAAUUUCCAAUACAUAUGUACUUUUUACGUUGCUCAUAUGGUUUAAUGCAAACUGCUCUACCAAUUGGUCAAACUAUAAGUUAAAUUGCAUGUCAUUGUUACCAUUUAUUGUUUUUUUUUUAUUAAUUAUAUAUUUUUAUUUAUUUAAGCACAUAUAAGCUUGUUUGACAAAGUGAGUUUUUUUUCUAGGCUAACUUGCUGUAUACAGAAGUGCAAGGAGUAGAGCCCUUUGUUAAAAAGCUUUUAUUGAAAAAUCAUAUGGAAAGAGAUCAAUGUAAGAAACUUAUCAAUAAAAUUAAAGAUGACAAAUUAUCACAUGACACAAUUUUUGACACUGAGCUGUUGGACUACGAAAGGUAAGGAAAAAAAACCAUGCCAAAUUAUUUUUAGGCUUAAUAAUUUUGGCUUAAUUUAAUCAUUCUGAUUUUAGAUCAUUGCAGUUUGGAGUUUACUUAAUAAGUCAAAAGUUUGAGUACACUUCUCCUCCUCUCCACCGACGAGGAGAAUGUUUUCAACCGCGUGGAUUGGUCCUUCCUCGUGGCAACGCUACACAGAUUUGGAUUCAGGGAUAAGUGGAUGCACUGGAUAGGAGCUUCCCUGAAUGCAAGAGUCCGGGUGAAUGGAGCCCUGACGGACAGAUUCCCAAUUCAGAAUGGAACACAGCAGUUGACCUCUCGGACCUAUAUCAGAAAAAUGUCAUACCCUUACUGCAUAAGAUACAACAAGACCUUGGGAAAUGGAACUACCCACACAUCUCCUGGCUCAGACGCAUAGCGGUAAUUAAAAUGAACAUCCUGCCGAGACUCCUUUACCUCUUCCAGAUAAUACCACAAGCCUUACCCAUGUCAUUCUUCACCUCCCUCCGCACAUCAGUACUGAAAUAUGUAUGGAUAAACAGAAAACCCAGAAUACGAAAGAAAUACUAUGCCUACCGAGACAGAGGGGAGGCUUAGCACUCCCAGACUUCCACAGAUACCACCAAGCAGCAGCGCUCCAGAGAACACUGGAAUGGCACACAGCUCCACAACAAAACCUAUGGACAACACUGGACAGAGACAGUAUGGAACACUCCUUGAAAGCCACUAUAUGGAAUACUAAAAAACUACACGUGGAUAGAAAUACCCAAACAUGCUCAGCUGCCCAAACUCUGAAAAUCUGGGAAGCGGUCCGAGGACCCCCCCAAGUAUCCCCAAAACCCAGCCCGAUGAUACAGGUGACAAACAAUCCUCUCAUAGGGUGGGGUAUACCACAACCAGAUUGGGACAUUUGGAGGGAAGGAGACGACACCCCCAUCCACAGAGCACUUCAAGCCACAGGUAUAUGCCCACUUACUGAACUACUGGAAGGCAAGGCACCGACACCGCUGAAAAAUUUCAGAUACUCCCAACUCAGACACUUCUACCAUUCGAUUCCCAACAAAGCCGCCAUCCAUAGGGAACUAACCUGGUUCGAAGGCUUAUGUAAUGAUAAGACCACCCUAGAGAAAGCAAUCUCAUCGCUAUACCAACACCUCCUCACCGGCCACCUAGAGAACAAUCACACCUUCAAACGAUCACACCUUCAAACGAUCCAAAUGAUUAGAGAAAACAAUAUCGGACCCCUUAUGGGAGAAAAACCUGAUACUAGUACACAAAAGCUUGGUGAGCACAAGGUACCGUGGGGGGCACUGAAGCCAGCCAGGGUGACCAAACAUGAAUACUUGACUGCCUGAAUUCCAUACUACCCCACUUCCCACUCGGACCUUCCAAUCUUACUUAACAUAAGAUCCCACCCUCUCUCCAUUCACUCUUCUAAUCCCUUCAACGCACAACAUACUGAAGACCCAUGACUUUAGUUUAAUGACAAUCAGACAUAACCUGAAGUGACCCCCACGUGAAAUGAGAGAUGCAAAAAAAUAAAUAGUCACCACUACAAAUGCUGGAGACACACCACACCAUAGAAGCUAAAUCCAAACCGACAUAGGUGGGAAAGGAACUAAUUGACACACACAAACACCCGCUGACUAAUGACAAUAACAUGAGCCACACAUAGAGAACCUCCCGCACCCACUCGAAAACACAACAAACAAGGUUACCAACAACAAACUCAUGUAAAUAGACACACCGCUGCCCUGACACAACAACAAACCCUUCCAUCCUAACUACAACUUAGCAAUCACAUUGCCAGUCACGUGAGAAACCACUCUACAUAUCCAGCUACACUACGAGCCAGCAACUAUGAGAAUCACACACCAGCAGUAACUGCAAUGUAAAUAAGCUGCACCUAAAUGCACACGCUCUCAUGAAGCUAGGAAACGACAAUGAGGAACCAGACGACUCCCCCUCCCCUUCACACCGAAAAGGACCAAUCCUCCUACUGAGUAAUACAUUAAGCGUACCCCGCGACCGGGUAACACGCUAGCAUAGUUCUUGGAGUAUGAACGAACUAUACACGCCAAGCACUGACAACCAAGUUAGACAUCAAAACCCACAGGUUGAUACGACCUACCACUUCAUAUGUCCACUGACUAAUUGUUUACUACAUGUCGAUGCUUCUUCGUAAUGUUUAUACAUGGUUAUGGGACCUGCGAGUCUCAUAUUCGCUGUUAUAGCACCGUUAAACUAUUGUGCCUAUAAUUCUUUGCUACAAUAAAGUCUUGAUCGAAAAGAAAAAAACGGACCAAAAUAAACCUAAGCCAAUCAGAAUCCUCAUUCCGGUGUGCACACCUAGUCUCAGACAUUUCUGAUGUCAAAAAGGAAUUGGACUCGCUACUUGCACUAUACCCACUGCAAAAAGCGUUUAAAAGGGACAUACAAAACAGAACAUGGGGAUGAUGGGAGAUUGGCUGCAAUGAUCAGCAUUAUCACUAGGUGUCAGUAUACGUUUUACACACAUACAUGAUAAUGACUCAGUUGUAACUCAAAUUGUUUUUUGCAAUGAUUGAUACUAAGUUGCAAAAAGUAUUUUCAAAUGUUUAACUGUUCACUUGCUGACAUAUAUACAGUUGUAUAAUGGAAUCAUAGUAAAGUAUAUAGAAAUAAUUGAAGAAAUACUCAAUAUAGCUGUUACUUAUUGAAAUAUUAGUUUAAUAAUUAUUAAGUGCCCUUCUUCUCCCACUUUUUGUAUAACUUGUUUAAACUUGCAGUAUCUUGCUGCGUAUCUGCUGUAUAACUUUAUUGCUGUCAAAACUCUGAACGCAUUUAAUACUUUACAUAAAAUGUACGAAUGUAUGAUGCACUCAAAAAAAAAAAAGUUGGAGUACACUUGUAUGGCAGUUUAAUUGUUUGGGUUUAAGAAGGUGCGACAGAAUUGAUAAGUCUUUACCAUGUACUUGAUAAACUCAAUAAAUCUAUUUUUCUAUAUCAUCUAGCAUAUUCUAAGCACUACACCAGAGGGAGCCAAACACACAAAACAGAAUUAGUAGUUGAAUUAAUUUAUUGCACAGAAGAGUUAACGACAUAAGUACAAAAGCUAAAGGUGUCUGGUGAUAAAGUAUCUUCCAGACAAACCCCCUCCAAAAAACAAAAUUCAAGAGGGAAAUACAAGUAUAUUUGUCUGCUAUGUUUUUUUUCUAGACUUGCUUUUACUACUCAGUCCAUCCAGACUAUUUAUGUUAUUUCUAGUACCAAGCUAGUUUGUGAAAUGUCUUGUAUUUUUGUUGUUUUCAGACACACACUAGAAUAUAUACACAUUCCCCUAUCUAGAUUGUAAGCAUCUUUCUGCAAGGUCUUCUUCACCUCUUGUCUUCUUGUUCACCUAUUUUUGUCUGACAAUUAUUAUUUAAUGCUAAAUAUUUAAUGUAACAUAUCCCCAUUGCGUCACUGUAAAGCACAAUGUAAAUUUUGCCAUUAUCUAAGUGCUAAUAAUAAUGAUAGUAAUAAAAAUAACCAGUUAGUAAAAUACACAGGGCCACUUAUAACUAGCCAAUAAAGCUUGCAACCACUUAAUAAAACCUUCUUUCAACCCUGAAGCAAGAUCUCUAAACUACACAGGCUCGCUCACAAUGAGUCAAUAGAGUACAAAGGGCCACUUGUAGCCACCAAGUAACACAUAGAACCCAUUCAGAAUUAUUCACUCAAAUCCAGACUAACAUAAGCCAGGCAAAAUGACCCAAUUUCAACUGGAUUAAUAAUACUCAGACUUAUGAAGGACUAAUCUGGUUUAAAUUUGGUCAUUUAGAUUAAAUGAGCAAAUUUAAUUUGGAAGCAUCCAGUGUGUGUGCUUUAGUAUCGGCAAUUUAAAUCACAUAUAAAAUAAGAUCUUCAUAUUUAUAAAGUACCAUAUUUCACCUGAAUUCUCUCUAAACUAAUCUGAUCUAACUCAAUUACACAAAAUAAACCAAGAGGACUUUACUUACCUAAGCAUGUAUACUUAUACGGGUGCCGCUGGGGCCAAUUCAUACAACAUACAAGAUCCAGUUAGUACUUGAUGUUAACACUGAAAGCAGAAAUAUAGUACAGUUUUUUCGAAAUUUGAGUCUCAUGUUUCACCACUGAAUCAGCACUGGAUUUGGCUUUCAUACAUUUGGUUGCAUCACCUGGACAGGCUAAAAUCCUAUAGAUGUUUAAGUCUGUGUAGGGCCUGAAAUGCAAAAUUUGGACAUUGAUAAAUUUGUGAACGGUCUCUAGAUUUUGCAUUCCAAAUGCAAAUGGACAACUCCAGAUUAUUUUUGGUAAUCUGCACUGAGGACAUUGGGACUUUAGUGAAUUAACUUUCCAAAUCCAUUCCAAAAAGCACUUUAAAAGGUAACCAGUAAAAAAAAGACUGCUAUUCACAGUAUAGCUUAGAGACCUAUUCACAGCCAAAAGGAAAAACUCACCAAACUUCUAAAAGCCACACAAUAAAACAUAUAGUCCUUCUCACAAUGCACUAGUAAAAUUUAGAGUCGCUUUUACCCUUACAGUAAUAAAAACAAACCUGAAAUAAAAUGUUGGAAUUGACAUAAACUGGGGAUAGGUAGAAAAUUAAUCUCUGCUGAGCCAUUUUGCCUGAAAAGAGAAAAUUACAGGACAGCUGUAUUUUGGAAUAAUGUUAGUUUAGCUUGGCAGAUUUUCAGCACCACAAACCCAGUUCAGAAACAAAUCAGAUGUACCAAAAGGGCACAAAAAUUGGCCAACAUUAAUGGGUCAAUGAAAUAUUAUGGAUAUAUUUUACAGGACAUUAAUAGGAGCAAUUAACCGCAAUUUGGUUCACAGUUCAAGUGAGAAAAAGUGAGAAAAAUCCAACAAAAGGAAAAAAAGGAGAAACAGAAAAAUAAUAAUAAUACAAUACAUAUAUAUAUAUAUAUAUAUAUAUAUAUAUUUAUUUUUUUAUUUUAAUUUUUUUUUUUUACUGCUCCUCCUUUUCCCACUCUAUUGGAUACUUAAUGAUACCUAUUGCUCAUUUCUCACUUGAUCUGUGAUUAAAAUCAACACUUAGCUGCUGUUCGUUAGCUACAUUUAGGAUCACGGCCCGAAAUUAACAUGCUCCAUACUACUGCACAUUUUGGAUAGUUCAUGAUUCGGGUAAAUUUCAACUCUGAGCACUGGAAUUUGAACGAUCAGCUGUUUGGGACAAAUUUGCACAAAUUGCGGUUCAGACCAAAACAAAUCUCUAGUCUGGUGUAGUUUUGACAAAAAACUUUAGACUGGUAGUGUGUAUAUGUAUUUAACAUUCUGGAUGUUAUAUGUUUUUGCUGAUGACAUUCUAUUUAUUUAUAGGGAACACAAUGCUGUACAGUUCUGUAAGAAUCUAUUACAUGCAAAGGAUGCCAUGGAAAAUGCAGAUAUUGAAAAAGCAGCCCUGGAAUGUAUUCAGAUGGGUACAGUUCCACAUUGGGUAUUUAAACAUUCAUACAUCUCCUUAUCAACUGGUAAGUUGUCUUGUAGUCAACUGUUAAUUGACUUAAUAAUCAAUACACAAUCAACAAAUGUCCAAAUUUUAAAAAUAAAAAUCACAUGUUGAAAGUAUUUUGUUAAGCAUUACUUUUCAAGAAAAGAACUCUAGGCUGAUAUGGAAGGCCCCAUGGAUCAGUUUUGCACCGGGGCCCCAUGGAUUGUGUGUAAGCCACUGGCUGUGAGAAUGGAGUAUUGGCAAUCUGUGUGUGUGUGGGUGGGGGUGGGGGUGGGGGGGAUAGGGUGAGAACCAGGUCAAAUACUCCCACUGAGAAGUCAGGAGCUUUUAUGUGCAUUUAUGUCCGGCCAUUUGCAGAGGCUGAAUAAAUGACCAUACCCAUAAAAUGUCUGUGUAUAUAUCUCUGUCUUGUUUUAUGUGUCAGUCAGGUUGUUAGCAUGUGUGGGGUGUAAAUAUUUGCAUUUGGCUGUAUCUGUUUAUUUGUGGGUGUAGAUGUAGAUAUUUUUCAAUGUGUAUAUAAAUAUAUAUAUAUAUAUAUGUAUAUAUAUAUAUAAUAUAUCAUAUAGUGUAGAUUGUAUACACAAAAAUAAUCAUAUGUACAUAUUGCAAUUACAAAUAAAAAGCUCUAGAGGGCAGAAUUAGUCAAGCACAAUAGUCACUAUGCCUCCUUUCCACUAAGCCAGCGGAUGGAAAACUUGCCCAAUGACGACUUUGGUUCGAAUAGAUUAUGGACUUGCACAAGGGUGAAAGGCUGAUGUUGGAAGAUGGGAAUUGGAUGUUUAAUUCUGAGGCAGCAUAAUGUGUGAUGAUUUGCAAGAGAGAACAACAUCUGCUCCGACCAACUGAAAAAGCCUUGUUUGGUGAAACCAGUCGGAGCAGACGUUAUUCUGUCUUACGAAUAAUCACACGUUAGUUGGCCUUGGAAAUUAACUUUUGGUUUCCACCUCUCAGCAUGAUCCUGUAUAGAACCUGACCUCUGUAAAGAUUUGCAUUGGUUUGUAGAAACCACAGAACUGGGGGGUGUCUUGGCCACCAUCUUGAAUGGCCACCAUUUAGAGGUGCUCCUGGGGCAUUGGGACAAUAAUGUUCCAAAAUAACUAUUCAUCUCUUUAAUAUACUUUUUUCAUUCAUUACUACUGCUUUAAGAAAAUCUUCACAACAUGAAGAAGAAAAAAACAGCUGAAAAAAUAAAGAAAACUGGCACUGCAGCAGCUGGGGUGAGUAAAAUUUCAACUACCCACUCCCUCUCUCACAUAACAAAACUGCGGCUUAUUUCACCGCUGACUUCAACUCCAGGGACAUCAGUGGCAGUGGCACCCUCCCACCCUUCCACCCAUCAGCGCACUUAUGCAAGUGCGGCCCCGGCCCGCUCGCAACAACAACAAAGCGGCAGGACAGUGGCUGCAAUAGCUGUCAGUCUGACAGGCAGCCCUACUAGAUCUGAGUGCUCAGAGCACUCAGACCACAGAGGAUUUUUCCCCGCGAGCGGUGCUGAGUGCAAGACAAACUGCGAGUGGCUUAAUAUUAAAGUUGCCCAAUCACUCACUUAUAAGAGCGAUCGGGAUGGAGUGAAUAAAGGGGGUGGGAUCAGGUCUCGCUCCCCUUCGGGUCCUUCAGCCUUAUGGCCGUCGCUAUCUGAGGAGGGUCACUGA